CUUUGUCUCCGGCCCAAAAUUUCGACACUAGUGGUUGUGUAUUUUUUCCCUUUAGUUUUGAGGAUAUAUUUACAGAUAUAUCCAUAGUUUUCUGGUAUUGAAUGACAGUCGACUCUGAAAUAUUUAUGCCUAAAAGUAAAGCGCCAAAAAUGGAUGACCUGGACUACAUCCCUGUAGACCUUAGCCCAGAGGAGCGCUCUGAGCUGGAGGACAUCCGCAGGAGGAAGGGCGUCCUGCUGCAGGAGAUCCAGAGGCUUAGGGAGGAAUUAAGAGAGGCAAUUUUGGAGGUGGAGGGUCUGGAGACCAGCACAGAGGGCAGUAAAACUCUACAGAAAAGUAGGCAUGUGGCAAUGGGGAGGAAGAAAUUCAACAUGGACCCUAAAAAGGGCAUUGUGUUUUUGGUGGAGAAUGAGCUGCUCAGACACACUCCAGAAGACAUCGCUCAGUUCCUCUACAAAGGAGAGGGCCUCAACAAGACUGCUAUAGGAGAUUACCUUGGAGAAAGGGAUGACUUCAACAUCAAAGUUCUUCAGGCUUUUGUUGACCUCCAUGAGUUCACUGAUCUCAACCUCGUCCAGGCCCUCAGACAAUUCCUGUGGAGUUUCCGUCUGCCUGGUGAAGCCCAGAAGAUUGACAGAAUGAUGGAGGCCUUUGCUCAGAGAUACUGUCAUUGCAAUCCUGGCGUCUUCCAGAGCACUGACACAUGUUAUGUGCUGUCAUUUGCCAUCAUUAUGCUGAACACGAGCCUUCAUAACCCAAAUGUGAGGGACAAACCAGGAGUGGACCGUUUCAUCUCAAUGAACCGAGGCAUAAACGAAGGGGGAGACCUGCCUGAGGAGUUGCUCAGAAAUCUCUACGAAAGUAUUAAAAAUGAGCCCUUCAAGAUCCCAGAGGACGACGGCAACGACCUCACACACACUUUCUUCAACCCGGACAGAGAGGGCUGGCUUCUUAAACUUGGAGGACGAGUGAAAACCUGGAAACGGCGAUGGUUUAUUCUUACAGACAACUGCCUUUAUUACUUUGAAUACACCACAGAUAAGGAACCACGAGGGAUCAUUCCCUUGGAAAACCUCAGCAUCCGUGAGGUAGAAGACCCAAGAAAACCUAACUGCUUCGAGCUAUACAUCCCCAACAACCGUGGUCAGCUGAUUAAGGCGUGUAAGACGGAGGCUGAUGGGCGCGUAGUGGAAGGAAACCACAUGGUGUACCGUAUCUCCGCUCCCACACCUGAGGAGAAAGAUGAAUGGAUCCACAGCAUCAAAUCUGCUGUCAGUGUUGACCCCUUCUACGAAAUGCUUGCUGCCCGGAAGAAACGUAUAUCACUGAAGAAGAAGGAGGAGCAACCGUAGACCCUUUCUCUCCCCUCCCUGUCUUCCUUUGUCCUUCCCAUCCAUCCCUCCAACACUGGACAUUUCACCCUUGCUCCUCCCUACCUCUUCACAAGUUUUGUUAGCCCUUCUUUCCGCAUCCUCGAACGCACCCUCAGCGGACUCGCUGCUGUCCUGUCUUGAAAACCACAUUCGGAGUGAAGCACUCACCUACUGUGGCUGCCUCCUCUUCUUCUCUUGGUUCUUACACCACUGCUGUAACACACAACCUGACACACAACAGCCAGAGCACACCGUCUGUCCCGUCUUUUCACCACAUUCCUCGGCGAAACGUGUCUUGGACCAUAUUCACACUAUUGUGAUGUAAUUUUCUCUUCUCUUGCCAUUUUAGCACAUAUGGCUGAAUUUUAGACCAGUAUCUGAAAAAGCUAUGCGUGUACCGAAAUCAUGCAUCUUUUUGACAUUUACCUCUGCGUUAGUGUGAACAUGGUCUCAUUCAGGGUGGUGAGCAGCUUCAGUUCGUGUGAAGUACUCUUUCACAUUUGUUGAUGCCACCUACGUGCGAAAUAGCCUUUCUUGAUUGUGCUCACCCCAGACAAAACAUGAACUCACUGAUCAAACACUAACAUCACUUAUUUCCAGUUAGUGUUGAGCAGACGAUAGAGGCAUUUGAGUCAUAAAGAUUCAUGUGCCCGUUGCUUCCUAUAGUACUCUUCAUGGCUUUAGUACACAUUACUACUGUCUACACUUAGAUACUGUAAGCAUUAUGUGAGGAAAAUGCCACUGUUCUUUUCUCUUUAUACUGACACUACGUUUAUACCGCCAAGUUACUGUUGAUCUUCAAAUAUGGUCGGGUCUCGAGGCGCAGAGGUUGCUGUACUUGCAAAAUGAAUGGAGGCAAAAACAAGCAGCUUCUCUCCUUCCAGAUAGCUGCUUGUUCCAGCUCACUGAGUCAAUCUAUGUUCUUCAGCAUGUUUCUUAACAUGUUUACGCAAUAGCAGAGAAAACUGUAGCUCCAGUCUGGACGCUUGCUAACAAAUCCUUUAUAACACUCUACUGAGCAAUGAUCACCGCGUCCUCUCAGAUAUGAUGUUCUCGCAUGCCACAAGUCAUCUCCUUCUUGCUCAACACUACAAUCUCACGACAUCUCUCUCACACCUAAGAACUCUGUCAGACAUUUAACCGUUAGAGCCUGGUCUGUCCGCAAUAGUGAGUUUCAAGAAAUCACAAAGGCAGCUCAUUACAAUGUAUACUUUUUGUAAAUAGUUGUUAGCAUAUUUGUUUACGACACACAUAGAAAUGAUUUAAUUUAUUCUUGAUCUUUUGUUAAAAUCUGAUUUUUUUUGUACGAGCUACUGUAGGACUGCAUGUUGAUAAACUGAGGUGUCAGCUGUAGGUGCUGAUGCAUCAAUGAUCAUGCUAGUGCACUGAUUUGAGAAGUGUUAGUGUUCCCUGUUGACUUGGAAAAAUUGAAUUUAGUGUGCAAGUUGAUUUAUGCAUAGAGUAAAUUGUCUUAAUUGUAGUUUGUUUGGAAAAUAAGAAGAUAUUUAGGAGAUGUUUAGUAGUCUGGUUUGCCUCUUGACCAACCUGGUGGUUUUUUGAGUAAAACAGACUCAGUUAAAGCACAAAGAAGUCUCACACUCUGUUAAUGUCCAGUUUUUACUUCACUGGCUGCUCACUGUCCACUUGAAGGGUGAGGUGAAGAUAGCUGAAAUUGAAAUAUUCCCAUCGUACCACAGUGAUAUAAAUGAAGAGACAACAAAACAAGGAACACUAACAAUGCUUUGAUUCAUUAUGUACAAGUAAACAUAUUCAGAUGUAAUGAAUCAGUAAAAAAUUUAGAUUUGUGUCCAGUGAUAGAUUUUGCUUGACAUCCAGUUCAUAAACUUAUUUCUACUAGUUUAAUGAAUUGGCAUUUUUAGAUGGUAGUAAAAAUAAUUGUCUACUGCACUUUAUCAAUUUUAGCAUUUUGGAGAAAAUGCUGCUACUUUGACUGACAAUAUUCCAAGACUCUGUAGCACCCUCUUCUGGUGAUCCACACACACUGCAAUAUGCUGAAGGAUGAAUCCAUGAACUGCGCAGAAAUACUGUAUACCGCUACCACCUGGUCAGGGCCAGCUAUAGCAGCAACACUCUGACCAGCAUGUACUGUAUUAACCUUAGUUUGUUCACUUGAUAAAUAUGUUGUUUGAGGCUGAAUGGAGUCUCUGUGAUCAGAACAUGUGGACCUUGUUUUAAAGACACAGCAAGUGAUUGGUCCUUCAAAUACAGAUGUGGGAUUGCCUUUUACCUGACAAAGGCCUAACUUUAUGUCUCCAUGUUAGUGCUUCUUCACAUGUUUGUAGGCCUUCACCUUCUGGUUAUUCUUGAAGUGCAAAGUUGCCAAAAAAACUGUUGGGACAACAAAUGUUUCCAUUAGAACAAAAGAAUGAACACUGAAAUGAUCAGACUGAAACUGGACCUCUGUUUCUGAUUCUUGUGACCCCCGGAGCCACCUCUCUCAGAAACUGUUUUUAUUUUCUAUUUAUUUAUUUUUAUUUACUGUGAGGUGAAGAUCGAUAGAUCAUCUGUAAAUGUAGCAAAAGGAAAACCACGAUACAUUGGUGCCAGUAAACUACUGUGUAACAAUAAACGGUAAA
Molecule: messenger RNA, 3970 nt
Organism: Chelmon rostratus (copperband butterflyfish)
Lineage: Eukaryota; Metazoa; Chordata; Actinopteri; Chaetodontiformes; Chaetodontidae
Gene: cyth2
Product: cytohesin 2
Exons: 12
Coding region: 102-1352 (416 amino acids)
Biological process (GO): regulation of ARF protein signal transduction
Molecular function (GO): guanyl-nucleotide exchange factor activity
Source: RefSeq, a predicted model, not a curated record